This is a messenger RNA of Fusarium odoratissimum NRRL 54006, 2678 nucleotides long. RefSeq lists its product as uncharacterized. Gene Ontology annotation, molecular function: GTPase activity; GTP binding. The transcript has 3 exons. Gene Ontology annotation, biological process: cellular response to amino acid stimulus; regulation of autophagy; cellular response to starvation. The record is from RefSeq and is a predicted model, not a curated record. Gene Ontology annotation, cellular component: Gtr1-Gtr2 GTPase complex; nucleus; fungal-type vacuole membrane. Bases 1141 to 2337 code for a protein of 398 amino acids. Lineage: Eukaryota; Fungi; Ascomycota; Sordariomycetes; Hypocreales; Nectriaceae.
UCAAGACCAUACACAUACAACACCUGGAGACGCAUCAAUCAUCCAUCACCUAUAGAACGUUCAUGCCCAUAUUUCUCGUCAUAAUCGGCUAUUGUCCUCCAUCGCAUCGUAUACACACCUACCAAUCAAGCACCGGAGCAAUCAACCUUUCCCGUCAAUACGCUCACUGAUCAAUCACUGAGCAUAGCAAUUGACUUUCUCAGCCUCACAGCCUUGCUCUCAGACCUACAUUUGGACCAACCCAGCCUCGGAGAGUUGACCACUAGGACGGGAGAUAUCGUGUAGCACAGGAUAGCUAGACCUGGGCUCUCUAAGCACAAUGGAGGUAAGAUACUAGUGCUUGUUGCGCCUGAUUUCCCAUGCUUUCUUUUUCUCUCUUGUCUCGACGCUUAAGUGUGCGCUUGACCCUUCGUGUGACCGAUGCAACACGAUACAACAAAGCACAGCACGGCACAGCACAGCGCAACAAUGCUGUCACCUCUAAGGGUCACUCCCAUCCUGUCAGCUCCCGCAAUAUGUCACCAAGCCCUGGCCUGCAUCGAGGUAAAGAUUGGUACUCAGUAGUGGCGCUGGCCACAAAAUUACAGCAUCAGGGUCCUGGCAGCACUCUGGAUGCCCUGAUUCGACGGACAUUCGCUUGGCUGGGCCGCUGCUGUGUAGAGGAGUCUGUAUCACCUCAAGUGAGAGGAUAUGCGUCUCUUAUACAACGCGAGGCGUGGUGAGGCGAGGCUCUAUACGAGCCACGCUGGCCUGCAAGUAUGAGUCCGAGUUGGGGUUUAAAGACCGCUGAAGCCUCAUCACGUCCAAUCCCGGCCAGCUGGAGCCUUCUACGCCUUCAGUUCGCCUGAUAAUGCAAUAGAUGGGAUCCUUUUGCUCCGAUUCAUCAGGUGCUGCCAGUUGGCGGGUAUUUCAUGUCCCUGUCCGUCAGUGCCCAUUGUAUCAACCACUGAUAGCUCGCCAUCUUGGUUCGACACAAAGAAAGAGGACAAUAAAAGGAGAAGAAUCCUCAAGAUAGUUUUGCUGGAUAUCAAGUGACAUGAGCAAACCCGAUAUUCACUUUCACUCUAACCCAAGAACCCAUAACCCAAUACCCUCAACACCAAACUACCCCCUCUCCAUUGCCAUAGCACAAGCCCCAAAAUGUCACUCAGUCCUCCAAUUUACAAUCUUGCGCGCUCCUUUGACGAGGCAGAUGUAUCAUCUGCCAGCGGAACAAGUCCAGCCCAGCUAAAUCUUCAACGUCUUUUCGAACAGUCAAUUAGCGGAGCUUCGGCAUCUAAAAAGGAUGCACAAAAACCUGCCGCCCCCGGACCCAAUUCUGUUGGCGCAGCUCCUAAGGGGAAGCCGCGCUUAUUACUCAUGGGUCAACGAAGGAGCGGAAAGUCAUCCAUCUCGAGUGUAGUCUUCCACAAGCUGCCCCCGAACGAGACUCUAUUCCUUGAAUCAACGGCUAGAAUUCAAAAGGACUCCAUGGCGUCAUUCAUGGAUUUCCAAGUCUGGGACUUCCCAGGCCAGAUCGACGUCUUUGAGAACCCAGGAUUCGAUAUUGAGGCCAUCUUCAGCGAGAUUGGAGCCCUCAUCUGGGUCAUCGACGCCCAGGAUGACUACCUCGAAGCCGUCAUGCGCCUCAAUACCACGAUCCUUUUUCUUCAGCGAACAUACCCCAACAUCAAUAUUGAGGUCUUCAUCCACAAGGUUGACGGCCUCUCAGAUGACUACAAGCUCGAUAUUCAGCGCGACAUCACCAUCCGUAUCCAAGAUGAGUUGUCAGACCACGGCUUUGAGAACGCCCCCGUCACCUUCCACCUAACCUCCAUUUACAACCAUUCUAUUUUCGAGGCUUUCAGCAAGGUUAUCCAAAAGCUCAUUCCUCGCCUUGGAACGCUGGAAUCCAUGCUUACCAACCUCUGCCGCACGUGCCGUUUCGAAAAGGCAUACCUCUUUGAUGUGCUUACAAAGAUCUAUAUCGCCACUGACAGCGCAACUGCCGAUAUGGCGAGCUACGAGAUCUGCAGUGAUUACAUCGAUGUCAUCAUUGAUAUAACUGAGGUUUAUGGUACGUGGCAGCGCAGUGAUGAAGGGCGGCGUCGGCUGGAGGGUGAACCGUGGAGCGCGCCUAUCGAUAAACAGAUUGGCUGCAACACUGCAGAAAGCUGUCUUGUCCUGCACGACGGAAACAAGCCCAUCAUGCUGCGUGAGGUGGAUCGUUACUUGGCCCUUGUUGCUAUUAUGAAGGAGGACUCGUACGAUAGCAUGCCCCUGGUUAACAUGAAUGUCGAGGCCGUUGUUGAGGGAUUGACCGAAUUCUUCAACAUCACUAAGCCCCGGCAGCAGUAACUCGACUGCCAUGACUGAAAGGGGGAGGGACUUCAUAUUUCUGUUCUACCUUGUAAAUUAUUUAGGCUAGCGUCCUUUUCAACACCUGUUUUUGAGAGUCCAUGACGCCGGGUUCGGAUUUCCUUCGAAGUACCCCCAUUUCUGUGUUGAUAUUCAUCGAAGUGAACCACAUGACAGCCUGAGCUACGGAAAAGUAAAUGUUUUGAUAGUGGUGCGAUUACUCUCAAGAACGCAGACUCUCGGGGGCAUGUCGCCCCUGACAUUAUUCCUGUCGUUAACCUCCAUACGCAAUGGUCUAAACACUGACUUCUCAGGAAAAGAGUAGGCCGUGAAUCCAUCAA